Molecule: messenger RNA, 213 nt
Organism: Paraglomus brasilianum
Lineage: Eukaryota; Fungi; Glomeromycota; Glomeromycetes; Paraglomerales; Paraglomeraceae
Source: the annotation of a GenBank genome assembly
GAUGCAGCAUUGAUAAUGAGAGACUGGAUUCAACCAAGAAUAUCAUAUCAAUCAGAAACUUCAGUGGUGGCAAGCAAUGAAUCUGUAAAAGAUCUCACUCUUGUAGAGAUUUUACUGAACAAAACUGAAUUUCAACAAGAGUUAGACCCAGGUAAAGAAGAAUUUCUGAACUUGCAUCUUAUAAGAAAGAAUGAAAAGCAAGUCUUUUGGUAA